Messenger RNA from Eucalyptus grandis, 1442 nucleotides. RefSeq names its product 7-methyl-GTP pyrophosphatase. Bases 301 to 1008 code for a protein of 235 amino acids. Lineage: Eukaryota; Viridiplantae; Streptophyta; Magnoliopsida; Myrtales; Myrtaceae. The transcript is spliced from 8 exons. Gene Ontology annotation, molecular function: nucleoside triphosphate diphosphatase activity. The record is from RefSeq and is a predicted model, not a curated record.
UUCUCGACCAUUGAGAUUCUUGGGUCGAGAAGGUGGUGGAGAGGUGUAGUAAGAGUCAUUCACUCUUGACUGACGCUGCGCCAGCUUUUGAAAACGUAUGGUGACUGUUGCACUUGGCAAACGCACGCAACAUCGUCACAUUACACAUUCUCUUUCCGAGAGGGAAGAAGAAGAAGAAGAAGAAGGAGAAGAUGGCUUUGAUGGAGUCACCUUUCAAGGUUCAUUUCAUCUCUCUCUCUGCUUCUCAAGACCUGCUUUUCGUCCUUUAUCUUUGGAGUCUCUUCUCGUGUCACAUUUCGGAUGUUACUCGGUCGUUGGGUGCAAAAACAUUUUUCACGGUUGUUCUGGCUGUUGGCUGUUGUUGCUGUUGUUGUCGUAGUGCAGAUAAUAUUGGGUUCGUCAUCCAUGCCUCGCCAGCACAUUCUCGCUGAGAUGGGAUACGACUUCACUGUCAUGACUGCAGACAUAGACGAGAAGGCUAUAAGGAAGGAUAAGCCUGAAGAGUUGGUCACGGCCUUAGCUGAGGCUAAGGCAGAUGCUAUCCUCUCCAGUCUCCAGAAUGUGGAUUCUUUUGUGGAGGAUGUCCAUACAACCCUCUUAAUCACCGCUGAUACAGUGGUGGUACAUGAAGGGAGGAUCAGGGAAAAACCAUCCAGUAAGGACGAAGCACGGAAUUUUAUUGAAGGGUACUCUGGUGGUCGUGCAGAAGUUGUUGGAUCUGUACUUGUAACCAACCUGAAGACGGGAAGGAGGGAGGCAGGAUGGGAGCGAGCAGAGGUAUACUUUUAUGACAUACCAGCUGAGGUUGUUCAGAGUCUGAUUGAUGAGGGAAUUACACUCAAUGUUGCUGGGGGUUUGAUGCUCGAACAUCCACUUACAUCACCAAUCAUAAAAGAAGUGAUUGGGACUGCUGAUACUAUAAUGGGACUCCCUAAGUCUCUCACGGAAAGACUCAUCCAGGAGGCCCUAACUCGACCUUCAAGUGAGGCAUGCAGGAACCCAGCAUAAAAAUGCUGAAAUCAGAAUCUUCUGGCACCUUGUUCGUUGCUGGAGUUGACAUUAAAUAUCGUCAUGAGCCUGAUGUAGUAACCCCACCGAGGCAUCAAACACAGAUGGAGAUAAUUUGUUGUCAUCUGAUGCUCUGCUUUCCCGAGUGGCUAGCCAUGGUCAUGGUCAGAUACAGCUAAUCUUUCGGCCAGGAAGCUCACGUUAUACUUGCAUUAUUGCCAGGAAGAUUGCAAUGAUGGUGGAGCUUGCGUUAUGUCUAAGCAACGUGAAAAUUUUUGUGCAUUCAUCACAAAAUCUCGAGAAUGCACCUGCCAUAAUUUCUAGAUACUCUUCUGUUCAACGAGAUACAUUCUUGUUCUGUUUUCAAAUUGUUAAUCCGAUACUUUACCUGAAAGGAAAUGAAUUGACAAAUCUCAUUUUUUUCACGUUUCUCA